AUGUUCUUUCUUCUUUAUUUACCACCAUUAUGUUUGCUUUUCUGUGCAAUUCUUCAUGGUCAUACUGGAUCACCUGAUAAUGCAGUCUUGAUAGCGUUUCCGAGUCCUUUUCAACACUCCAACCUCUCUCUCUCUCUCUCUCCCUCUCUCUCUCUCUCUCUCUCUCUCACACACACACAAGGCGGUCUAUCCACAUCUAUCUAUCUAUCUAUCUAUCUAUCUAUCUAUCUAUCUAUCUAUCGCAGUCUCUUCGUAUCGAUCUAUCUAUCGAUUGCUGUAAUUUCAUAUCUAUCUAUCGCAUACUCUCUCUCUCUCUCUCUCUCUCUCUCUCUCUCUCUCUCUCUCUCUGAAGAAGAAGAAGAAGAAGAAGUAUUACCCUUAGGAUACUUCUCAGAACAGGGGGCAGUCUUCUUUCUCUCCUCCGAAAUUCUCCCGCAAAUCUCUCGACUCACUGCGACGAAAGUCUCUUUCCCCGACUCUCCUUUAUUAGCAAAAACUCAAGUUAAUAUAGAAAAAGGAUCAACUGAUCACAAUUGA
Molecule: messenger RNA, 537 nt
Organism: Acanthosepion pharaonis
Lineage: Eukaryota; Metazoa; Mollusca; Cephalopoda; Sepiida; Sepiidae
Source: the annotation of a GenBank genome assembly